Molecule: messenger RNA, 4204 nt
Organism: Phyllostomus discolor (pale spear-nosed bat)
Lineage: Eukaryota; Metazoa; Chordata; Mammalia; Chiroptera; Phyllostomidae
Gene: TRARG1
Product: trafficking regulator of GLUT4 (SLC2A4) 1
Exons: 3
Coding region: 956-1489 (177 amino acids)
Cellular component (GO): membrane
Source: RefSeq, a predicted model, not a curated record
UUCUGAUGGGCAUGAGAUGGGGCCAACACUCCCCUCAACACCCCUCUGCCCCUCACCUUGGUGAGCAGCUCAGAAACCCACUCAGAGGGCCCUAUGGGUCCUGGCAAGGCCCUGCAGGGGCCUCACUGGUGCUCGAUCUCCCCUUGGCUCCCAGAGCCUGUUCUCCAUCCCUCCGGGAGCUGGAGAUCAUGGUCGGGGUUCAGGGCCCGGUGUUUCCCUACAGAUAGGAGGAAGCAGCAGCCUGCUCCAGUGGUGGAAAAGCGGAGGGCUCAGUUUUCUGGGACAGUUGAAGACACACCCCCGUGAGACCCACUUUGUCUUUUUGCCUGUCCAGAGCCCCCAGCUGAGAGGAGCAGGUCUUGUGGCUGCAAUGGAAAGCGGAGGCCAGCCUGAGUCCCUCUGGGCUGGGCCGGGCUGGGCAGAGCAGGGCUGGGCUGGGGCAGAGGCAGAACACUGCUGGGCCGUUCUCUGGGGAGAGGGGAAUUGAAAAGGGAAAGCAUCUCUGAGGAGGGCAGAGAGGGAGGGAGGCCUUGUGGCAUGCACACACACACACACACACACACACACACACGCACACGCACACACAGCCGCCCUGACUUAGCCUAAGCCUCAGUCUGGAGAGCAGCAUCUUCUCUCGGCUCCUGAAGCGGCUUUCUGUUGCUUCCCCGCCCAUCCGUGCUGUCAGCAGCACCAGCAAAGUUGACCUCGAACUUGAACGGAACUGAAGUCUCUGGCUCCCAGGAGCUCUGCUGGGCAGCAGGCGGGACCCAGACUCUGAACUCUGUUGGCCUGGAGAAGCCGACCCUCCCGAUCUACAGCUGGCCCGUGCUCCCUGGGGACACUUCUGCCUCUGACCUGCAGGCCCCCCAGGCUGGGCUGAGGAAUGGUGCGCUGAGUCCCUCCGGAACCCCCUUAUCACAGCCUGGAACCGAAGCAGCCCAAGGCCCAAGCCGACAUGGCCGACCCCGUGCAGCCUCAGUUUUCCCCCAUGCGGGAACCUGGCACCGCCUCACCCCCCGACCUGCCCGAGAUGGAGAUGCUCCUCACCAAGGUGGGGGACAAGGAUGACAAGCCCCCGAAGCUGUCCAAGUCCCUGUCAGGGGCUCUGGACCUGGAGCAGAAUGGCCAUGGCCUGCCCUUCAAGGCGGCGCCCGGGGGGCGCCAGGAGGCUUCCCUUCCCCGGUCGCCCUCUCGAGCCAGCUCCAGACGAGCGUCCUCCGUUGCCACCACCUCCUAUGCCCCGGACCAAGAAGUCCCCAGAGAUUACCUUAUCCUGGCAAUCGCCUCCUGCUUCUGCCCCGUCUGGCCCCUCAACCUCAUCCCCCUCAUCUUUUCUAUCAUGUCUCGAGGUAGCGUGCAACAGGGGGACCUGGAUGGGGCCCGGAGGCUGGGACGCCUGGCCCGGAUGCUCAGCAUCAGCUUCAUCAUCAUAGGGAUCAUCAUCAUCAUUGUGGCCGUGACCGUCAACUUUGCAGUUCAGAAGAAAUAGAAGGAACCAGGCCUCUGCACUAGCAGAGCGAACCAGCUGGAGUGCUCCCAACCCACACCCCACAUACCUCGGAGGACAGGAUGUGACUGCCAAGGACCCACCUGUCCCCAAGUUCCAAAAGCACACUCUUGGAAGGAAACUCCCAAGUCACUCCAUCAUCAGUCCAUAUCAGAUGGGAAAAGCCAGAGGAAGGAAGGAAGGAAGGAAGGAAGGAAGGGAGGAAGGAAGGAAAAUUUACUGUGAAAACUGCUGAGAAAUGUGUCUAACUCCAUGGACACAGACCGACGUUCUGACUCCAGCAUUCUGGCUUUUCCUCAUCCCCACACUUUCCUGGUACCUACUGAGCAGCACAUACUGCCUGGGCAGGAGAAACCAGCCCCACGAACAAACAGGCGAACUGCAGUGGGGAGCGGGGCAGCACACUCCCUGCAUGACCAGGAGCAAAGACGUGGCACUUUCUUUAUCUUUGUAUUUUCCUGGAGGAGGGGUAAGAAGGACUGUUUGCAUGCCUUGUGCCACACGCCUGCUGCCAUCCCAGCUGCGCCCUCACUCCAGAAGCUGGGAGCCGGAGCUGACACUCAGCAUGUGGCCUGGGACCUCCGGCACACAGACGUGCAGCUGCCCUGGAAGGAGGCGAGGGCCACACCUAAAUCCCCCAUUGCAGGGUGGAGGUGGCCAGAGGAAUGCUGGCGAAGAGGGGAACCGGGACAGUUUGGCCCAUGGACCACCUCCCGAACUUUUCAGCCUUGGGAGUGUCUCUGCCAAGAACUACAACCCCGGGGAGUCUCCCAGGAUGACCCAGCCCAUCUUUUCCUCCCUCCCCGUGCGGUAGUCUGGAGCACCAACCAAGAACUCCUAGGGCCCUAACCUGCCCUGCCCUCCCCUCCCCUCCCAUUGACCAGCGAGGACCCAGGGUCCUGAGCUCUCUCCUGGCAUGGUCUGAGGUCCAAACUUGGGGCCCCAGGCAGAGUGGCUCAGAUGGCCCCCAGCCCAGCCUCACCUGAUGCUCUGAGCCUCACCCUGGCUCCUGGCCUCUGCAAACAGCAGGGGCUUUCCCUGGAGCAGGCUUUGGGAUCAGCCCUGGGACGCUUCCCCUGGGCUUCCAGGCCAUUAGCAGUGUUUGUGCUCCUGUAGGGAAGUGGGCCAGAGGGGUUUCAUGAAAGUUUAUUGUUUCUCGGUCUAGAGGAUUCCAAGACCGAGGGAAGAGCUUGGCUGAAGGAUCCAGUGUGGGGGAGUGGGAAGGGCCCCAGGUUUGGGAAUACGCCCACCUGUGGGAGGCGGGACUGGACACCAUGGCUUCUGUCUAAGGACCUCAUGGGAUGCCUGAAAGGACCGAGCAGGGCCCUGGGCUGCCCGACUGGCUUCUGGCCCCGGACUCUGCCCCACCUUCUCUUGGUACAGGCUCCGUCCACAGGGCCUCCCUGUGCCCACCUUCCCCAUUGGUUUGGCUCCCAGACUCUCGAAGGGCUGCUCCAGGCUUCCCCGCCCUGGGAGGCCCUGCCCAGCAGCUGAGGUUGCUGUGCUCAGCAGCAGGGCAGGUUCCCAGCCCUGGCCAGACUGGCCCCAGGUGGGCCAGGCAUGUUUCCCCCUUGGAGUCCCUACUAGUCUCUCCCACCUUCUGUGUAGGCCCCUGGGAGGGUGUCUGUUAGCAUUGAGCCUCUGUCUGCUGGGCACUCCGUGUCCUCAGUGCAGUCCAAGCCUCAGCGACCACCAGGAGGGGAGGGGAGCAGAGGGAUUCCUCUGGGGCAAGCUCUCCUGAGUCAGUGCCCCUCCCCUGCCCAGGGAAUAAACUCCAGCUUCCACACACCCUAAAGGACGGGCUGGUUGGAUUUGCUUUAUGGCAACUUUGAGGCAAAAAGUAAAGAUGCCCUGUUUGUUGGGGGAGUCUGGGGGUGACCCAGAGUAUUUGUGUCAUUUACAAGGUCAGGUCAGGCCAGGGGAGAUGGGGGGUCACAGGCUGAAGCUUUGGAAGGAAGGGUCCUCAGUCGCAGGUCUCCCAGCUGGCACCCCGGGGUCCUCAGCUCCAGCAUUUGAGGGAGAAGAAAGGCACCAGGGGAGACGAUGGUAGAGGUGGGGCUCCGUCUACAGCGUGUGCACAGGGCCCAGCACGCACCCAGACAUGCCCCACCCCUGAAGUCCUGUGCAGACUCUGCCACACACGCACUCACACGCAUGUGCACGCUCAUUUGUUCACACGUAAAACUCAGCUCAGGUGAGAAAGAAGCCACAGGAACAGGCACAGCUGGAACCUUCUUCCACUCAGACAAGAACAACUCGAGAGUCUUCUAGUCAUCUGAGGGCGUAGCUCAGAGGUUUCCAAGGUGUGUGGAAGGCUUGGAGGCCCCCAGAGACCAGCUCCUCCGUCAGAGGAGAGCACGGGUCCUAAGGAGGAGAAACCUUUCGGAGGUAAGACAGGGAGGGAGGGUCCCCAAUGCCCCUACCCACAGGUGGCCUGGCACCCCCAGGCCUCGCUGAAGCUGGAAGGAGCAGGGGCCCUGCUGCCCCAGCUCGGCUGUGGGCCUGGCCGCUGGCUGCAUGGACACAGUGGCCUCCUGGUGUGGUCCCGGCUCCGGGCGCUGACCUGGCCUCCUUCCGGGUCCCAUAGGGAGUGGAGAGGGCUGCCCUUCCCCUCUGCCGGCACCACACCCUCCAGUUUGCUCCUCUGUAUUUCUCAGCAUGGAAAGAAAUAAAGCUGACCAUACAUGUGCACCCCAG